Messenger RNA from Oreochromis aureus, 4094 nucleotides. RefSeq names its product CWF19 like cell cycle control factor 2 (gene cwf19l2). Gene Ontology annotation, cellular component: post-mRNA release spliceosomal complex. The transcript has 19 exons. Gene Ontology annotation, biological process: mRNA splicing, via spliceosome. The coding region runs from base 24 to 2852 and encodes 942 amino acids. Lineage: Eukaryota; Metazoa; Chordata; Actinopteri; Cichliformes; Cichlidae. The record is from RefSeq and is a predicted model, not a curated record.
ACAAAAACAUUGACGGCGUUGUUAUGGCGGCGUACGGACUCAGUUUUGAGAGUGCAAGUAGCAUCGAUGAAAGGAAAGAAAAGAAACGACAGGCACGACAAGAGGCUCUAGAGAAGGCCAAGCAGCAGUAUGACAAGGAACAGAGGAGGAAGGAGCUGAAAAGGCAGAGAGGGGAGGACACUUGGAUGCUCCCUGAGGUCAACGAGAGGCUGCAGCAGAUAGAAGACGAGGGUUCUGUCAAGGGCAAAAAGAAGAAAGAGAAGAAAUCAAAAAAGAAAAAAGAGAAGAAGAAGGCCAAGAAAGAGAAGAAGGCGGCAGAAACAGCAGAUGGCUCAAGUGACAGUUCACAGGACUCUGAAGAUGAGUGGGUUGAGCUUCAGCCUCAGACACAGACUAAAGCCUGGCAAGUUCCCAGUGAGUCCAAACCUUCAGAGAGCGACGUCAGCCCGACACAGAAUGUCCAGAGAGACGAAUGGAUGACUUUUGACUUCCUGGCAAUGAAAACUACAUCCACCGCUGAUAGAAGGGCUGAGAAAGAACGUCAGAAAGAGGAAGAGAGAGCCAAGGCUCAGGCCAUUGAACAGGCUGGUUUGCACAAAUUAGAGCUAAACCCAUACUGGAAAGAUGGAGGAACUGGACUGCCCCCAGAGGAGAUGACUGGUUCUGCAGCAAACAAAGGCCCAGUAGUGAAUGAUGGUGGUCUGAGCUGGCUGAGGAAAAGCUACCAGAGGAUGAAGGAGCAGGCAGAGAGGGAACAGCGCAGCAUCAGUGAUGUGGUGGCUGAGAGAUACGGAUCAAUGGAAGAAUUUCAGCAGAGACUUGCUGAGGCUGAAGAAGCUAUGUACGGCCAGAAGAAAAGAGAAGGAGAUGACACAAGCAGAGGCAGGUGGAGGAAAGGAGAAGAGGAGUACAGGGAGAGGUGGAGGAGAAAGGAUGAGGAUGGGGAAGACAGAGAUCGGUGGAGAAAAAAUGAAAGGGACAAGGAAUCGUCAUCGGAAAGCCGAGAAAGAUACCAAGGUGGAAGGGGAGGGGAGAGGGAACGGUAUAGAGGAAGAGAGGAGGAGCGGGGUCGAGAUGGAGACAGGUAUAGAGAAAAUGAAAAGGAUAGAGAAAGAAACAGAAACAGGGAUAGAGAGAGAGACAGAGAAGGAGAGAGGGACAGGGAUAGAGGACGAGGCAGAGAGAAAGAUGGGGAUAGGUGUAGGGAUGGAGAGAGAGAAAAAGAUAGGACCGAUGCAGCAGCAUCAUCUUCUGGGCAAAGCUGGAAUCAACGCUCCCUCGCGCUUGGAUCCUUGCAAGGCCGCUUCCUCAAACCCUCAGAAAAUGAUGACAGUGGUGAAACUCCUCAGCGUCUUCCUCCUCCUGCACGACCGUCCAGAGGGUUCCUGAAACCCAGCUCUGAUGAUGAAGACUCUGGGCCACAAACCAGCAGAGCUCCAGCCUGGAUGAAGAGCAGCAGUCCUGCCUGUGAAUCUGACACCUCUGAUAAACCACAACAGGAAAACAAGAGAGAUGCUGAGAAAACUGUAACUGCUCCUCAACCUGCUGCACCACCAAGGGCUGAGAGCGAAAGCGAGGAAGAAGAGGAGGAGGAAGAGGUUCCACUGUUGUCAGAGGAGGAGCUGAACAAACUAGGGUCCAAGCUAAUAAAGGCAGAGAUCAUGGGCAAUACGGCCGUCAUUGAGAAGCUGAAAUCACAACUGGAAGCAGCUCAUAAAGCCAAGGAGAAACAUGCUGCCAGGAAGAAGCUACAAGAAGCAGCCAAAUCAAACCAGGCCUCAGAUGGGACCAGUGAAGACCGGGAAAUCCUGCUGUUCAGAACAGAUGAGUCAGGUCGGGCCUGGCCUGUCAAUGCCCCGUCUGGACCUCAGGAACCACACGGAGGACGGCGAAAGAAGAAACCGAUGGAGACGCAUGUUGAUGGCGAGCGUGUCCGUUACUUCCAAGACGAUGACAAUGUCGGUCUAAAGGAGAUGGUGAGAAGGGAGAAGAUGAGCUCUGCGCAGGAUCAGAAUGCCCUGUACUCUCGUAUGGCUGCCAAGAUGAUGGGGAAGACGGAUGGCGACAACUACACGCUGGACGACAUGUUUGUGUCGAGCGCAGCGCAGCGGGAGGGUGAGGGGAGGGAGGAGGAGAGGAUGAGGAACAGAGCCAUCGGGGAGAGUAGGAGGCUGGCUGCCUCCAUGGAGAAAUGCCAGCACUGUUUCAGCAGCAAAGAGCUCCAGAAACACCUUAUAGUGGCGAUAGGAAGCAAGGUGUACCUAAGCCUGCCCGCAGGAGUGUCGAUGACAGAGGGCCACUGUCUCAUCUGUCCACUCCAGCAUCACUGCUCUGCCACCAGCAUGGAUGAGGAUAUAUGGUCAGAAAUGCAGCUGUUCCGACGUACUUUGGUGCGGAUGUUCGAGGCCCAGGAGCUGGACUGUGUGUUCAUGGAAACGCACAUGAACCCCCGCAGGAGACAGCACAUGGUGUUAGAGUGUAUCCCACUACCCAAAGAGCUGGGAGAUAUGGCACCCAUAUACUUUAAGAAAGCUAUCAUGGAGUGUGAUGAGGAAUGGGCCAUGAACAAGAAGGUUGUCGACCUCUCUUCGAAAAGCAUUCGGCAAGCUGUUCCUCGGAGUCUGCCAUACUUUGCCGUAGACUUUGGACUCCAGGGGGGCUUCGCUCAUGUCAUUGAAAACGAACAGAAGUUCCCUCAUUACUUUGGCAAGGAAGUUGUAGGAGGCAUGCUGGACUUGGAGCCUCGACGUUGGAGAAAGAUGAUUAAAGAAAACUUUGAUGACCAGAGGAAGAAAGUGUUACAGUUUGCACAGUGGUGGAAACCGUAUGACUGUACCAAGACUCAGGGCUAGAAAAAUUCUAGUUUUUUGUUUUGUUGUACUUCUUACACAAACCGUCAUGUGCUUCCCAGUGCAGGGAUCGCAUUUGAUGAACCUGGUGUAGAGUCCCAAUUUGGAAUUUGACAUAAAUGUGCUACUAGCAAUGCUACCAUGAGAUAAUUUUUACUGAAAUAAAAAUAAAAGGAAAAGUGCAGAAAUGUAUAAAUGUGUUUCAGUUACAUAUGUUUGCAUAAUAAAUGAAUUUUGUCACUACAUAUAUGCAGUGGAUAGUAAGUGUUAAAAUGUUAAAAUAACAGUUUUUUGUGAUUGCAAUAAAUCAUUUCAAAACUUUUCCCACCUUUAAUGUGACCUCUAACCUGCACAAUUAAAUUUAGUUUACGCCCGGGACGUUCCAGAACUGAUUGGUAUUUCUUUAUAAUUUUUUAGGGUCUUAUAAUAUAAAGUGGUUGAAAUGACAGCAUGAUACUGCCGCCGCCAUGCUUUACCAUAGGUAUGGUGUUCUUUUAGUGUUGCUUUUGUGCAACACCAAAACAUAUCUUUUGGCACAAGUUUCCCACAUGCUUCCGGGAAACUUAAUUGUUUUUUUCGGGGAGGUUUGUUUUUGCAAAUUGUAGCUGUGCUUGAUUUGUUUUUUUUUUUCUUUUUUGUUUUUCUUUAGUCCGUCUUGCAAUCCUACCUUAAACUCCAAACAUAUGGAGAAUAUGGGAGUUUGUCAUUCCAAGGAGUACACAACCAGCACACAACCAGUGCUGUAGACGUCUUGGCAGCCUCCCUGACUAGUUUUCAUCUUGUCUUUUCAUCAGUUUUGCGGGGACAUUCAAUUCUUUGCAAUGUCACUGUUGUCCCAAAAUCUUUGGAAAGAAAGCUGAAGAUGAAGAGGAAUUUAACCUUUCAACACGACAGUGACUGCAAGCAUAUGUCCAAAUCAACAAAAGAGUGGUACAAGAGAUGCCCUUGCAAUGCUUUUGCAAUGACAAGCGGCCAAAUACUGCCAUGCAGACUACUACUGAAUGCUGUGAUUAAAUCAAAAGGUGCAUUAGUUUUGAUGCGUGUGCACAGUUGUGCAACCAGCUUACAUUUUUAUUUUUGUGUUUUUACUCAGAUUUGUUCUUUGUAGUUGAAUUGUGCAGGUUAUAGGUCACAUUAAAGGUGGGCAAAGCUUUGAAAUGAUUCACUGUGGUCUGAUUAUUUAACAUCACAAAAACCUGGCCCUUUAAUUGUACAGUGGAUAUAAAAUUAAAGCCCUUGUCUCUA